AUGUCAACAUCUUGUAAACAACCCCCUGGGGACUCACAUGAGCACAAUCUCUCACCUGCGUACAACCACUCACCUGCGUACAACCUCUCACCUGCGUACAACCUCUCACCUGCGUACAACCACUCACCUGCAUACAACCUCUCACCUGCGUACAACCACUCACCUGCGUACAACCUCUCACCUGCGUACAACCACUCACCUGCGUACAACCUCUCACCUGCGUACAACCUCUCACCUGCGUACAACCUCUCACCUGCGUACAACCUCUCACCUGCGUACAACCUCUCACCUGCGUACAACCUCUCACCUGCGUACAACCACUCACCUGCGUACAACCUCUCACCUGCGUACAACCUCUCACCUGUGUGCAACCUCUCACCUGCGUACAACCUCUCACCUGCGUACAAACCUUUAACCUGCUUACAACCUAACACCUGCCCCUCCCUGAUGUUCAAUCUUGCCAGUUAG
This is a messenger RNA of Physella acuta, 468 nucleotides long. RefSeq names its product enterin neuropeptides-like. NCBI's taxonomy places the organism in Eukaryota, Metazoa, Mollusca, Gastropoda, Physidae. The record is from RefSeq and is a predicted model, not a curated record.